Molecule: messenger RNA, 1418 nt
Organism: Paramacrobiotus metropolitanus
Lineage: Eukaryota; Metazoa; Tardigrada; Eutardigrada; Parachela; Macrobiotidae
Product: deoxyhypusine synthase-like
Exons: 8
Coding region: 145-1197 (350 amino acids)
Biological process (GO): peptidyl-hypusine biosynthetic process
Cellular component (GO): cytoplasm
Molecular function (GO): deoxyhypusine synthase activity
Source: RefSeq, a predicted model, not a curated record
AAGUUUUGACUUUAACUUUUAAGUUUUGUUUUAACCACUUACAGCUAGAGCGGCUUUAUGGUUUUCGUUUGCAAAUUCAUUUUUCCAUCUUUUCAUUCUUUUGGUUCAAUUUUGUUAAAGUAGCUGACUCCGCACAUUUGCAAUAUGGACCAGAACAGCGGACAAUGGUACACAGAUGUGUGCAGAGCAAACAGUGAUCAGCAGUGUGAUGAUUUGGGCCAGUCUGUGCGGGGCUACGAUUUCUCCGAUUCUUCGGUGGAUUAUUCGAAACUGUUAUCUGCUUUCCGAACUACGGGCUUUCAGGCCACUUGUUUUGGUUUAGCAGUUGAUGAGAUCAACAGAAUGAUAAAGACGAAGAUUACUCCCAAACCUGAAGACCGUUUGGCAAAAACAAAUUGCACCAUAUUCCUCGGCUACACCUCGAAUAUGAUUUCUUGUGGAGUUCGCGAAACGAUUAAGUUUCUGGUGCAGCAUAAUAUGGUGGACGGCCUCGUUACUACAGCCGGUGGGAUAGAAGAAGAUUUUAUGAAGUGUUUUUUACCGACAUACGUCGGCCGGUUUGAUAUAUCCGGUGCUGAAUUAAGGAAAAACCAAAUCAACAGAAUUGGAAACUUACUGAUCCCUACGAAAAAUUAUUGCCAGUUAGAAGAUUGGAUUAUGCCGAUUUUGGACCAGAUGUUAGUCGAACAACAGAAGGAAGGUAUGUUAUGGACGCCAAGCAAAUUAAUACAUCGACUUGGAAAAGAAAUUAAUAACCCGGAUAGCGUUUACUAUUGGGCUUGGAAGAAUGACAUUCCUGUUUACAGUCCGGCCAUUACGGAUGGCGCAAUCGGGGAUAUGCUGUAUUUUCAUUCGUACAAAAAUCCGGGAUUAGUUCUUGACAUCAUUCAAGACGUGCGAAGUUUAAACCUUUUGGCUGUGACUGCGGUUAAUUCCGGCAUGAUUAUCCUUGGUGGAGGUCUGAUCAAACACCACAUUUGCAACGCGAAUCUCAUGAGAAAUGGAGCGGACUUUUCGGUUUUUGUGAAUACUGCGCACGAAUUUGAUGGUAGUGAUUCCGGUGCUCGACCCGAUGAGGCUGUUUCCUGGGGAAAGAUAAAGAUUGAUGCUACGCCUGUGAAGGUUUGUGCCGAUGCAUCAAUUAUUUUUCCUCUGCUUGUGGCGGAAACAUUUGCCAAAAGUUUUCCAAGAAGUUGAAGUGCUUUAGAAAAAGUGAUAGAAUGCUCACAGAUCCAGAACGGGUGCAGCUGUCCUUGUGAAGUUUUUAAAUUUGGAUAAUAUUAUAUCUGUGUUAGUUAGCACUCUAAAUAUCUUUCUGGUAUUGUUGUUAUUUUGAAUGCGCUCUUUCGCGUUAGAAUUAUGACAAAUGACCAACAAAAAAGACGGGAAGUUUAGACUUCACAAGUCAGUUGAUUAAA